AUGGCUCCCCGAGGCCGUGGAGGGAAGUUCAGCAAGCCAACUAGAGGAGGCGGCAAGCAUUUCAGCCGGGAUCUGCAACCGUUGGAUAAAGAUGGAAACCCGAUCGGAAUGUGGAGGGAGGACAAGCAGAUAGAAUCUUCCGAAGAAGAGGAGGAGGAUGACUCUGAAGAAGAAUCGGAAGCUGAUGAGAAUGGAGCCGGCGCUGGAGAAGGGGAGGAAUUAACCCGUGAGCAACGCAAAGCCGCUGCCAAAGCUAGAAAAGAAGCCGCCAUCCGUAAGAAACGACAAGUAGCAGCCGAGCCAGGAGACCUCCCUCCAAGUGAUAGUGAAGAGGAUGAAGACGAUGAGGAUAUGCCAGCCAACCCAAACCACACCGCCAAAGCACGAAACCAGGCAGCUACUCUACCAACGGCCCCAUCCGACGCCGCUGCUGCUCCAGCUGCCAAAAAGGGAGAUGCCUCACAGCUUUCCCGCCGCGAGCGAGAGGCGGUUCAGGCGCAGCAGGCGCGUGAGAGAUACCUCAAGCUACACUCCGAAGGCAAAACAGACGAAGCUCGUGCCGACCUAGCUCGUCUAGCCAUCGUCAAAGAGCGUCGUGAAGCCGAAAAAGCCCGUAAGGAGGCGGAGAAGGAGGAGCGUGAGGAGCGUGAGCGCGAGAAGGCACAGGAACGAGAUGCCAGAGAGGCAAAACUGCGGGCUGCUGCAUUGGGACCUGCGGCAACUAAGAAGAAGGGGAAGAGCAAAUAA
This is a messenger RNA of Arthroderma uncinatum, 747 nucleotides long. RefSeq lists its product as uncharacterized. The transcript has 3 exons. Lineage: Eukaryota; Fungi; Ascomycota; Eurotiomycetes; Onygenales; Arthrodermataceae. Gene Ontology annotation, cellular component: cytosol. Bases 1 to 747 code for a protein of 248 amino acids. The record is from RefSeq and is a predicted model, not a curated record. Gene Ontology annotation, molecular function: RNA binding.